Spirodela intermedia is the source of this 1647-nucleotide messenger RNA. Lineage: Eukaryota; Viridiplantae; Streptophyta; Magnoliopsida; Alismatales; Araceae. The record is from the annotation of a GenBank genome assembly.
AUGGCUUCCCAGCUCUGCCUGCCCUUGUUCCUCCUGUUCGCCGUUUAUCCUGCCUUCUCGACCAACCCCGAAGGUGCGCUAUAGUCCCUCCGCUUUUUUCCUCUGAACACAGCCCGUGAGAUCUUCCCGUUUGGUUAUCUCACCCUCUCUCUUCUUUCCUUUGAAGGGGAGGCGUUACACGCGCUGAGGGCGAGGUUGAAGGACCCGAGGAACGUUCUGCAGAGCUGGGAUCCCACUCUCGUCAACCCCUGCACCUGGUUCCAUGUUACCUGCGACGACCACAACCGAGUCAUCCGCCUGUAACUGCUCAAAACCCUCUCCUCCGAUCCGCACCUCGCCGGGGGCAGACGAUGGAUCGGGCUCUUGCCGUGUUUCCCCUACUCUGUUCGUCUCUAUAUUUCUCUCCUCUCUAACCCUCUGUGCGUUUCAGGGACCUGGGAAACUCGAAUAUUUCUGGACCGCUUGGGCCGGAGCUCGGCCAUCUCGAGCAUCUCCAGUACCUGUACACCCCUCUCUCUCCCUCCCUCUCUCUCUCUCUCUCUCUCUCUCUCUCACACACACACACACACACACUCACACUCACACACGUUUUGCCUUAUUGAGGGAGAUCCUCAUCCACUUGGUGGGCUUCGCUGGUAUAUUAUUCAGGGAGCUCUACAGGAAUAAUUUCGAGGGGAAGAUCCCGGAAGAGCUGGGUAAUCUGAAGAGCCUGGUCAGCAUGGACCUGUACGGCAACCGGCUCGAAGGGAAGAUCCCAAAAUCCUUUGGGAACCUGAAAUCCCUUCGAUUCCUGUGAGUUACCAGCUCUCAUCCUCCCAUUAUAUCCUCGUCCCUGUUCUCUCGGAACCAUCAGACGAGGUCUUACUCUCUUUGUGCCCAGGCGCCUAAGCAACAAUCGUCUGACGGGCUCCAUUCCCAGAGAACUCGCCUCGCUCACCAACCUUAAAGUCUUGUAAGAGAAAUAUUUUUUAUGUAACUUGCUGGCUGCGGAUUGUUUCAGUUAUUCAUUCUGAUGCUGAUCGACGCUUGUUCUGUAACGGCGCAGUGAUGUCUCUUCCAACGAUCUCUGCGGGACGAUCCCAAUCGAUGGCCCUUUCCCCACUUUCCCAUACCAGAGGUAAGAACUCGGAAGGAUCACCCCCCCCCCCCUCCCCCCCCCACCCAAUAUCUUUUCUCCAUUCUCCUCUAUUGGUUACUGAUAUCUCUUCAGUUUCUCAUCCGACAUCUAUAGUUACAUCAUUCCCGGCUAGUUACAUCCCCUGAUAAAUAGCUACAAGUUUUUUUGAAGUGAUGACGUUGACCGGAGAAUACACAAAAAUCACGCUUUUCAGUGGAAAUGACCGCUCAUUGUCUCUCAGUGGAAGGAACAUUAUCUUUGAUGGACAGCUUUCCUGUCUGCCCCUUUCCAAACGACUAGGUUUAGCCCUCUGAAAACCAUCGGAAGUACUAUGCAUCCCAUCUGGUAUUCACAAUGUUCGACGACGAUAUGUGGUAGGAUCUUUGUAUGGCUCGUGGGUAUCAUCAAGAUUGUGGAUUUUGGUGCUGAGCUGAAUUGGGUUUCUUUUCCGUCGUUUCAGCUACGAAAACAACAGCAGACUCAAUGGACCGGAGCUACAAGGGCUGGUGCCGUACGAUUUUGGGUGUUAG